Molecule: messenger RNA, 3909 nt
Organism: Phasianus colchicus (ring-necked pheasant)
Lineage: Eukaryota; Metazoa; Chordata; Aves; Galliformes; Phasianidae
Gene: TELO2
Product: telomere maintenance 2
Biological process (GO): 'de novo' cotranslational protein folding
Cellular component (GO): cytosol
Molecular function (GO): Hsp90 protein binding; telomeric repeat DNA binding
Source: RefSeq, a predicted model, not a curated record
AGUGGCGCGGUCUCCAUCAUGGCGGCGGCCUUGGAGAGCGCCCUGCAGGCGGCCGGGCCCGGGAUCUGCCCUGGGGCGGAGGCGGUAGACGCCGUGCGGGCGGCCUUGGCUGCGGCGGGGGAUUCAGCGGCACUCGGCGAGCGAGAGUGGGCGCGCCUCGGCGCCUUCCUGCGCAACCUGGCGGCGGGGCCGCAGGAGCCGGCCGGCCCGUGGCGGAGCCUCUUCCUGGAGGGCCCGCCCGAUCUCGCCUUCUGCGCGCUGACCGACAGCCUGGCGGCCCCGCGCCCCGGCUGGCGGCUGGCGGCGGUGCCCGAGGCGCUGGAGCGGUUCCUGCGGCAGGGCCGCCUGUCCGCGCUCAUCUGGGAGCAGUGCCAGCAGCAUUCCCGGCCCGGCUCGGCCGAGCGGCAGGACGCGCUGCUGGGCAGGAUCGUGUGUCUGCCCGACCUCGUCGGCAACAGCCUCCAGGGCCGGAGCCCCGCCGUGUUCUUCCCGCAGCAUUACUUCCCUCUGCUGGGCGGCGCGGUUCUCCAGGUGCUGCACAACGUCUCCACUUCGCUCAGAGAUGGCUUGGAUUGCUCAGUCUCUUUCGUUUCACAUAUUCUGGGAAAGGUCUGCAUUCAUGGAAGACAAAAGGAAAUUCUGAGCGUUUUGGUGCCCCACCUCACGGAUCUCACCAAGUCUGACUGCAUCUGGCAGAGAAUUUGCUGGCGGUUGGUUGAGUGUGUGCCAGACCGCUGGAUGGAGGCAGUGGUCCUUGGUUUUGUUCAGAGAGCACCGGGGGCAGAUGUCUUGUCUAGGUUGCUGGGGAACCUGGUUGUGAAAAAUAAGAAAGCUCAGUUUGUUGUGACACAGAAGAUGCUGCUGUUGCAGUAUGGCUACACGACUGCAGUGCUGCAGAAUCUUCUUGGCUAUCUGUCCCUGGAUGGUCUUCGUCGUGCCUUACUGAUCAAGGUGCUGCAAGAGCUGUUGGAGACCUGGGGCAGCAGCAGUGCAGUGAAACACUCUCCAGUGGAGCAGCAGCAGUACAUUAGUAAGGCCAUUCUUAUCUGCCUUUCUCACCUGAAGGAACCCGAAAUAGAGAGCUGCAGACAAGAACUUCUCACGAGCAUGAUGGAGGGCGUGAAGUGCCACCUGGAUAGCAGCCUGCCACAGAUACGGCGCCUGGGGAUGAUAGUGGCAGAGAGCAUUAGUUCAAAGAUUAACACGGAUGGGCCCGUCCUCAAGUUUCAGUAUGAAGAAGAUGAUGAAGCAAGAGAACUGAAGUCCCUUCUGGUACAACCUGCGCCACUCAGUGUCCUCCCAGGUCUUCCAGACAAUGAGAAUGAGAAUGCAGAGGCUGCACUGCCACCAGUACUGGAAAGUAAUAGCAAAUCACCUACAGCAACGACUCACCUGCUGCCAGAUGAGGAGUCAGAUUCUGAGCUUGACAGUGAUGAUGACCUUAUACCUUACGACAUGUCAGAGGAUAAAGAACUGAAGAAGACUAAGGCUCCAGUGUAUAUUCGAGACUGUAUUGAAGUUCUGACAGGUUCUGAAGAUCUGGACAAAUGGGAAGAAGCUGUCAAGGCUCUUGAGAGCUUGGUUCGAAAGAAUCCAGCGGCAGCAAGAGAGGUUAGUGUGGAGCUGGCAAAAAUACUGUUGCAUCUGGAGGAGAAGACCUGCCUGGAAGGCUUUGCAGAGCUCCGUCAGAAGGCACAAGUAGCUGUUUUAACCACUGAUCCAAUACCUGUAGCACAGUACUUGACCUCCCAGUUCUAUUCUCUGAACUACAGUCUUCGUCAGCGCAUGGAUAUUCUCGAUGUAUUGGUUUUAGCAGCUCAGGAACUGUCCUGUGCCAAAGGCCGUGGGAAGACCAAAUAUUCUGGUGCCCAAAACCCUCGUAUCCAGGUCCUUCCUGAGAGUGGCAGCUCCAAGGACUGGAGAAGAAUUGUUGAUGAGAGAAUCAAAAGCAAGAUGAGGAGGUUUGCUAAGGGGCAGUCUCAAGUGGAACAGCCUUCUCGUCCAAAUGAGUUCAAUUCUCUUGCUGGACACUUCUUUUUUCCAUUGAUCCAGAACUUUGACAGGCCUUUGUCAACGUUUGAUCUCCUGGGGGAAGAUCACUUUGUCCUUGGAAGACUGGUCCACACUUUAGCAGUCCUGAUGUACCUGGCUGUCAACACCAUGGCAGUUACUACAAUGGGAAAGGCACUGCUGGAGUUUGUUUGGGCUCUGCGUUUCCACACUGACUCGUACGUGCGCCAGGGGCUUCUGUCCUGUGUCUCCUCCAUACUCCUCAGUGUUCCUGCAGAGCAUCUUCUGCAAGAUGUGACGGAGGAAAUUCUGGAGACUCGGUCCUGGCUGGAAGAUGUGGUAGAGAAAGAUCCAGAUGGGGACUGCAGGAGGUUGGCCUUGCAGAACUUGCUACUAAUGGAGAACCUGAAGAAGAAACUGGAAACUGCCCCUUCCUAGCUGAAGGGCAAAAGAAAUGACCUUAACCUCAUCCUCUUGCCAGCUGGACUUGUGUAGGCACUGCUGGGGCCUCUUCAGCAGUCACCUGGCUGGAGAAGAGGAAGAAGGGGGAAGGGUGCAGUGCUGUACGCCAGCGAACCUGACUUGACAUCUGGACUUUGUAGUGGAGGCCAACUUAGUGAGCUAUUGCUAUCCGGUACGGGGUGUACAGAUGCAGGAAGGUAGGCGAGCGCUGCCAUCCUCCCCUCGCCCCCAGCCCCCACCCCAGCUAUUUAUAACCUUGGCAGGUUUGAAUGCUCUGCUAAAAAUACAGGGAAGAUCUCAUAGCAGACUUCUUGUCAGAAAAACAGGAGGGCUGGAAGCAGCCACUUACCUCCCAGGGCUGUCUGUGACAUCCCCUGACAAAGGCUUCCAUCCUCUAGCAGCAUUGGAGGGCUGCUGCUUCAAGGGGGAGGUGGUGUAGGGGAUGACCCUGAGAGAUGGAAGCGCUGAAUAGCUGCAGUGAAGUUCUGAAAUAAAUUGCCAAGCGUUAAAGGUUUGAGCUAGAGCUGCACUGGGGUGAGGAAGGAACAAAGUAAUUAAUUCUUUCUGUAUAAUACGCUUACAGAAUGGAGAUUCUUCUAAAGUAACUGAGGACCAGAUUCUGAUCUUAAAAUGUUCCUUCACCUUUCUUCCCUGAGUGCAUACAAUUCAAAGCUUUCCUGGUCACAAUAAUGACCAGGUCAUCAUCAAGUAUCAUCAAAAUCACUGUAAGCAGAAGGGCUCAUUAAUCUGGAAGCUCUGUGCAUGACACUUCCAUGGGGCACCAUAAGACACUGAAAGAUCAGUGAGCCCUUGGUUAUUGAUGUUGGCUUUAUGUUCCAUGGAUGGCUGGUCCCAUUUGUGCCAGAAGGAAACUUCCAUUCUAAAAUCUGACGUGUACAGAGCAGUGAGAAGCUUUGUUGGCUGUAGGUGACCCUGCUCAGGGACAGGUGGUGGAGUGUAGGACCAGAUGACAUCUAGGGGUCCUUUCCAAACUCAACCACUCUACGAUUCAGAGGCUUAGUCCAGAUUUCUUGUAAACCACAGCUCCAGCCUGGAUGGCCCCUAUAAUAUUUAAAUAAACCUUUGAGGUGGGGAGAGCGUGCAGUAGAAGGGCAGUGGUUUGACUUCUGCCCAAGCUCCUGGCCACGUGGAACUGAGGUUGUUUUCAGAAGGAAAGAGAAGUAUGUUGGCAUCUGUAUCUGAGAAUUUGGUCACCUCACAAUUUUUCACCUUACUUCCUCCUCAAACAAGGCCUGAGCUUGCAAUGUGCAGCUCUUUUUAAAAAUUUUUCUUUAUUAAAAUACAAAAACUAGAUUCAUACCAGGCUAGGUACAGGGUACAGUCUGCUUUUUGGAUGUAGUGUUUAAAAUAAUCCAUCACUGUUGCUUGUAGAGUCAAGCAGAAAAAAAAUAAAUUUCUUGGUAAUAACCAAAAGAA